Messenger RNA from Nothobranchius furzeri (turquoise killifish), 5116 nucleotides. Its product is annotated as monocarboxylate transporter 9. The record is from RefSeq and is a predicted model, not a curated record. Lineage: Eukaryota; Metazoa; Chordata; Actinopteri; Cyprinodontiformes; Nothobranchiidae. Gene Ontology annotation, biological process: transmembrane transport. Gene Ontology annotation, cellular component: membrane. Gene Ontology annotation, molecular function: monocarboxylic acid transmembrane transporter activity.
GCUUAAUGAACGGACCUGAAUUGGAAUGUUUAUUAUGUGAAGUGCCUUGAGACGACUCUUGUCGUGAUGUGGCGCUAUAUAAAUAAAAUUGAAUUGAAUUGACAUUGAAAAAGUCUAGACCGUGAUAAUCCUGUAGAUUUGCUGGUCCAUAAAAGUUCACACCUGACAUUAAUUCCAGGAUCAGUUUGUAAUCCACCCACCAAAAAGCCCCCUCUGAUUCCUCCCCACAUAUCUGGCUGUAACUGGUCUCGAGUGACAUGUCAGAGUAAUCCCAAAACUAUUGUACAAUUAACUGCGGAUUAUGGACCCUAAAUCUUUUCAGUAACACUUUUUUCUGACUAUCCCAGUUAUGGGAAAAAAGUAUACAUGUUCCAUAACUAUUUUCACUUCAACCUGUUUGAAUUCAUGAUGGGUGGAGAAAAAAACAAAGAGUUCAGAUGAAGGUAGCUGGACUUCAUUGGUUUCUUUUAAUUUUUUUUCCGUAGAGCUUUGUCAAUUCUGACUGGCUGGGAGGGUCAAGCUUAUGAACUGUAGCUGUUAGUUGGUUCUUAACUAGCAGAAACUGCGCAUGAAUACCUCUCCUCUCUACCCCCUGAUGAAUCGUUGAUGUCAUUAAGACCGAUUGUGGUAGAAUGGUUGUUUUGAUUAGAUGCAGAAGGAUGUGACCUAGACUGGACUGUUUUGGAAUAAAGUUUAGAGCUGCAUUGUAGGUUAGGGUUAGGGCAUUGUAGGUGCUGGAAAGGUGAAACCCGAGGCCGCCUCCUUUGUUUAAUGUAGGUUUUUUUUUUUUCCAUUUAUUGAGCUGAAUCAGGAUAAUAAGUCCCAGAUUGUGGCACACAUGGCAAACUCUGACCAAGUAUUCAUUCGAGUCUGACCGCAGGACUGAACUGACAUGGACGGCUUUCGUUACUCCUCUCUCAAACCAUCUUCUCUGUCCAGAAUGUGCACUUUAAGUGGACUACAGAGUAUUGACGAGAUGUGUCUCUCCUGUAUUGUGCCAUUGGCUUGUGUGGUUGUUUAGGUUCUCCUAAAGUUCUGAACAUUCCUCACUGGGCUGCAUAGACAAUGCCACUAAGCUUCUGUUGGGGUGUCUUCUCUUGGAUGAACCACUUUCUGUCAGAGGGUGUUGCUGUUUUUAAAGUUUGGCAGCAGUCUCAAAGAUCUGAAAAGUAUUUUUUCCUAAACACAACAUCCCGGUAAACUUUAAACCUAACAAUACCCUAUGUACUACUUUCCCAUAUUCCAGUCAGAACUGACAAAGCUCCUUGGAUGAGAAGCGAAAUGUCUUCAAGAAAACAAAGAAGUCACCUUCAUUCGAACCCUUUGGAUUACCAUGAACUGAAUGAUGGAGAACCAUCACCAACAUUUCACCCUUCAUCAUGGUAUCACCUUUAGUCUUUGUUUUUUAUAAUUUAUACUAAGUUCUUUAUUUACAACCUUUCCCUUUUUACAGUAGUUCCACUGUGGGUCUGACAUGAUUUUUAUCUGAGUGACAGGAAUGGGCUUCCAUAUAUAUAGUAAACACAUCUUUAGUCAGUAUUAAAUGCAUAUGAUUUAAUGAAAAAUAAAUAAAACUGACCCCAAAGAUGGACCCCCCUCUUGGUGGUGGUGUUUCCAUCCAUCAGCCGGUUCAGACUGGACUGAUGAUGGCGAUAUUAACAAUGUUUCUAGAGUAACUCAGUCACCACGACCAGCACCACCGUUAGAAACACUAAUUUAACUUUUAGGUCAGAUUAAGGAUAUUUAAUAAAUUGUGACAGCUAUUUAAAGUUUACAUGAUAAACUUAUACUCGUUUUUCCUUUUCCAGGUAAAAAGAUACGUGUGUGCGUUUUUUUACUGUGCACGUGACGUCAUCUUUAAUAUGUGGAUUAUUUUAAAAGAUUCCGAUGUUUAGAUAAAAGUAGACACAAACUAACGCAGACGCAUCUCUAACGGAGAUAUGCUGCUGUUUGUGCUGCGCUCCUGACGCGCAGGAGGAAGCCGCGCUUCCUCCGCCGCUGGACCAGCAAGAACAGCUUUGAACCGGUUUUCUCACCGGUUGCAAAGCUGUAACAAACCAAAUGCACAAUGAACCCAGUGGAUGCAGAGCGUCUCCUUCACAUACGGGCCUGGUAGAUCCCACCGCCAGACACACGUCCGUGCGCGAUGCCUUGUCGUUGGUCUCGAUUUUAAGAUUUUAAAUGUCUGCUGGGUUUUUGGUCCAUGAAAAGUUCCCGCAGAGCGCGCAGCUCCGCAGGCUGUUGUUGUAAAUGCUGAGGAGAUCCUCCUCGGUCAAAGUUGUAACACAUCCAAGUUGGCACGAAUAACAACGCCAGUACCAUGUCUUUGUCCACUAAAAUGCUGGAUGGAGGCUGGGGAUGGGCGAUUGUUGCAGCAUCCUUUAUGGCCCAGCUCCUGUCUUAUGGAUCACCGCAGUCCGUGGGUGUCCUGUACCCUGAGUGGCUGCACACCUACCAAGAGAGCAAAGGCAUGACGGCCUGGGUGGGCUCUCUGGUGGCUGGAGUGGGACUAAUAGCCAGUCCCGUCUGCAGCAUCUGCGUGGACAACUUUGGAGCUCGUCCCGUGACCAUCUUUAGCGGCUUAAUGGUGGCAGGCGGCCUGAUGCUCAGUGCCUUUGCUCCAAACGUCCAAUUCCUUAUCUUUUCAUAUGGGAUUGUUGUUGGUCUUGGUUGUGGUCUUGUCUACGCAGCAACUUUGACAAUCACCUGUCAGUAUUUUGACAAGAGACGCGGCCUCGCCCUCGGCAUUGUCACCACAGGCACCAGCGUUGGCGCCUUCAUUUACGCCACCGCUCAGAAUGAGCUGAUUGUGCUGUUUGGACUCGAUGGCUGCUUGCUCAUCACUGGGGCUAUCGCACUUAACCUCAUGGCCUGUGCCGGUUUCAUGAGGCCCCUUCACAUGCCGGGGUACUACCUCAAACAGAAGGCUGCCCUGGAACGUAAUGCAGAAGACCAGUUUUUUAUGAGGCCACCUUUGGAUGACCUCAAGAUCACAACGGGCUCUACUACUCCAGAGACUUCUCUCACAUGCAAGGAGUUGCUCAUCACCAUCGAUAACAAGGACUUGUCCAUUCAGACAAAGAACAAAACUGGUCCCCUGGCUGGGUUAGCCAUCAUGAAAGCAAUCAAAAAGAAGCAGAAGGCCUACUCCAAGUACAUGAAUUUGAUAUUUGAGAUCUUGCAAGACCAAACCAUGGUGGCCUUCUGCAUCGCCAUUUUUAUGUUCAGCCUGGGUGCGUUCCCACCGUUCCUCUUCAUUGAGGAUGUGGCGCAGAGUGAAGGACUCAUUGAAGAAGUCAGCAUCAUUCCUCUUGUAUCAAUAGGUGCUAUCGCCACUUGCAUAGGCAAACUAGCGCUGGGUAUCCUGGUGGACAUCAAGUGGAUCAACAGUAUCUACCUGUACACCUCCACCAUGUUUGUAGGAGGUGCAAUACUACUGCUAAUACCUCUCACCACAAGUUAUGUUGGACUUCAGAUUCUAACUGCCAUCCUUGGUCUCUGCUCUGGAAAUUGGUCCCUCACCUCUUACAUCACCACUCAGAUUGUUGGCUUGCAUAGACUGACACAAGCCCAUGGCAUCCUUAUGUUCUUUGGAGGAUUUGGGAUCAUGCUUGGACCACCAGUUGUAGGAUGGUUCUUCGACUGGACACAGUCCUAUGACUUGGCGUUUUACUUUAGUGGGACGUGUGUGCUGUUGGGAGCAUUCAUCCUCACUUUUCUCAGCCUUCCCUGCUGGCAGGAGAAGAAAUCUGAGAAUGAAAAACUAGACGUCCAGUACACCAGCGACUGUGAAAAAGUUGCCUCAGUAGCCUGAAUUUGAGCACCUUUUACAGCAGCUCAGAUUUCUCAUCUGCCACUCACCAACUGUCUAUAAACUAUGCCUUUACAACCACCUGGAGGAUCUCUCUUUUUCUGACAAUGUGGGGGUAUUUUCUUUAUUCCUACUGCCAUAUUUUGUAAAUACAGGCCUUUCCCUCCAUUCUUCGCCUGCAAUUCUCAGGUUCAGCCUAUCUACUCUGAUUUGGAGGUUUGAUAUUGAUGCCUGUGUUCACUUUAUUCUCAUUAAUAUUACCUCCUUUAUAAUGAGGUUAGCUGAACAAUUUUGUUAUACCCCAAAGACUGUUUGUUCUGGAAAACAAGAUGUACUACUCGUUUCAGUGAGAAUAUCCUCAAAUCUGUCAAAUGACAAGAUUAAACAGUAACAGCAUUUGAAAUUUGCACAUAAAAUCACUUAUUCUACUGCAAUAGAUUUCAAUUUUCAUUUGAUUAAAUGAAAAAUGAAUCUUUUUAUGUUUAACUUUGUUGUUUAAAAACAAUCUUGCCACUAAGUAUGUUACCAAAGCAUCCAUAGAAGUGAAUGCCUGUUAUCACAUAAUGCCUGUUGUAUCAAUAUGAAAGCCUUGGUUUCUUUGUUUUUUGUUGUAUUUAAUUUUUCUUUUUUUCUUUUUUUUUUUUUACAGUAAGUGCAACAAAUCAAUAUUUUGUUUUUUACCAACAGCUUGAGUUCCACGUUAUUUGUUAACGAGACGUGUGUACAUUAUUCACACACCGGGAGCUUACUGUAUUUACACAUGCAGCUCGUUGAUUAUCAUCACCUGGCUGAUGUGAAUUUUCUCUCUUUCUGAAUGGUUCUUUUGUAUUAUGUUGUGUGUAUUUGUAUGUGUUUUGUGUAUGUGUGCACAUGCAUAUCCACAAGUGUGCACAUGUUUGUAUGUAUCGAUUGUUUUAUAAACUUCUAUAUUAGUUGUGUAGUUUAUUAGUUUGUAAAGGCAUAUGUGCUCGUGCCUUUUAUGUGCACGAAAUUUGCCAUAAAACUGUUAAAAAUCGUCUUUGGGUUGAUAAUUGUGAACAUCUUUGUAACAUGGCAACAGGUGUUUAGUCCUGUGAAUGGUUUGUAGAACCCUGCAGCUCUUUUUGGUAGUGUCAGGUGUGAAAGUCAAAUCUGGAACAAUAGUGGAUACGUUUUAAUGCUCAGAGUGGCAUUUUCAGGAUGCAGAUGUUGUGCUGUAGAAAUGAAACUACUUGUUAGCUAUUCUUUGUUUUUUAUUUCACUAUUGUAAUAUUUAUGUUUUUCCAAUUUAUUUAAAUUGUGACAAUAAAGACGUUUGUAAUAAUA